CUCAGGAAUGGAGUACGCCCGCCCUGGCGCCGUAACGCCUGUUUGCAUCUAAACACCACAAACAAGCACCAUAAGUGGUACAGUAUGGUGUAUCUGGCUUUGUAUGUUCAACAGUAUUAAAGGAAGAGCGCAGCGCCCAACCUCAGACCGCAUUACCUCCUUCCCAAUCAAAGCAAUGAUGCAGGCUUUGAGCGUGUAUACUGAUUAUGCGAGAUCUUGCCGACAUUUAGACGUAAUUUUCAUUUAAACGGAUAUACAAUGCCCAGAGGAGGAUUCUGCGAAGGCAGUUUAUCGGCCCUGCUAGUGGUCGUGCUGGCACUGGCCUCACUAAUAGCAGAAGGCCUCGUAAUUCCCUCGGAUGGCGGUAUUACGGUGGAGCAGCUGCUGGCAGGGCAAGAUGUCCUUCCACAGGGUGUCAUAUACCUGCAGCAGCAGGGUACAGAUUUCAUGACGGUUGAACUCCCCUCACCAACGGUUGUCCUGGAGGGCAGGGGCGGCACCAUGCCGGAGAGCCAGAUUGGCCUCAAGCCGCCUUCGGCGUACCGUUACAACCCACCAGCCCCUCCCAGCCCUCCAAAGCCACCGUUUCCACCAACACCACCACAAUCUCAGUCCCAACCGCCUAGCCCAGAUGCAACCUUUCAGCCUGCUGAAGCUUCGUACACGGUAUUGGACUUUAACUCUUAUCAUUUUGCUUCAUUAAGUCAUAUCCCGGCAAUUCGUGUGGCAUCAGGACAACAUCUAACCCUCUCAUCCCUGGGUAUAAGCGCAACAUACGUGCAAGAUCCUCUAGGACCGCGCAUAGGAACAACCCUUUCAUCAAUGUCAAUCGAAGUAAUCAUACAAGUUUUAGAUGGAGCCAUUCUGACCCUCAAGAAUGUGACUCUGCUCAUGACCGAAGACGGACUAACGUCCUACUUAAUUGGGAUGAGCAUGGCGACCAGUUCGUGGACCUACACCACAACCGCAACUGUCCACAACGGUGUCAUCCAGAUAGAGUCCCUCACAACACAAGCUCGAUUGGUAACCUUCCAUUCCGAGGAUUACAGCUUUGAUGCGUACACAGGCGGCGAGGUGCAGUGGUCGGGUGUGACGAUAACCUGCCCCGGGAAUGAAAUUCGCUAUCCUCGUAUGGCAGCAGCUCCGGUGACAAGCAUCUGGCAGCUAGACCAAUCAAGUCUGGAGUCGGUGAUUGGCAAGAUGACUGAUGGCACCCUGUUCCUGUCUGUGGCGGCGGAUUUGGUGCUGCCUGGAGAGGGGAGGUGGCAGCCGGUGUCGUUGCCGGCAUUUGUCCUGGUAGUGCUGCUGGGAAAUCCUGUGAGGACCACCACAUUCGACCUGGCAGGGGUGGAGCGUGCAUGGUACAAAAUUAGCGCCGAGGUUGAUCUUACUAUAGAUGAAACAAUGCUGCAAGUUAUACAGCUGCACGACCUUACAGUUGUUAACUUGCCGCUUGCAACAACACCUGCCAACACAAGCAGCCUGCUGGCUGUAAGCCUACAGAGUUUUGGCUUUGACAGGAUGACUCCCGAUUCAUCGUCACCCCAGCUCAGCCUCAAGCGCAGUACAAUUGUCGUACCGGACCAAGAGGUUGCCUUUUUGGAGCGGUUGUCCCGGACCAACAGGACCUCCCCUGCGCAGAUGGCAUCGCUGUUCAACGUCUUUGAUGUUCAGCAGCCCUCCCACAAUGCGCUCGAGGGGCAGCUGCUUGUAAACCAGCUGCGGAUGGGGACACAGGUUUCCCUGGUCAAUUGCACGCUGCUGUCCGCCAGCCGCUACUCGGCGCUUCCAGGCGCCCGGCCGUUGCUGCCACAGUCGCUGUUGUGGGCCCCGGAGCUGCUGCAUGGGGAUGCUGAGACGGCAGCGCAGUGGGGCCCGCUGGGUCUUACCUUGGCUCCCAGCUUUCAGUACGCCCUGUCCAACCUCGACUCGACUUGUGGGCCACUGCCUGGCAAGACCCCCGUCACGGUCAUUACUCGACGUGAUGACCAGAGCGUUCCCGCAGUGCUAUCUGGCGCUGAAGAGGCUGCCAGCUCCAUCCGCAUCUCUAGCGGUGGUCUGCUGGCCCCUGCUGGCGAGUGCGUUGUGGGUGGCUACCCGCAGCAGCUGGGAGGCGGCCGCACCUUUGUGAACCUGCAGGGAGCAAUCGGCCGCGUCAACCUUCAGCGACCCGUCACCCUCCGAAACCUGGUGUUCUACAACCUAGCGCCCGGCGGCAUGUACCCUCAGGACGCCAGUGCUGGGGACGACGACUACAUCAGCGGCCAUGGCAUGCGAGCAGAGCCGCCCCAGCUGAGGGGCCCUGACGCGGCUUGGGCCAACAGCUCGCUCCCGCUCUGGUUCUUCAGCAAGACUGGCAACAUCAGCACGACGGAUCCACAGGCGCCACGGCUAGCGCUCGAGAAUGUCACUCUCGUGGUUUCAGAGCCCGAGUGGCGUGCGCUAGCCGCUGCCGUGCUGCUGCAACACGUGGGCGCUGCAGCCGGGCGCUCACGUAGGGCGCAGGAGGAGCAGGAGGCAACGCAGCCGACGUAUUGGCGGGCGACAGCUGUCAUGGCAGGAAAGGAUGAUGCGCUUACAGCAGUAGCAUUAGGGAGCUCAACAGAGCCCACUGCUAGGGAGACGACAGGCGUGCACGUUGCCAAAGCGUCUCAUCGUGUGUCUCGCAAAUUGAAGGGGCUCUUAGGCGGUUCAGGGGGCGUACUCCGCUGGUACUAUCCGACACCACCGUCACCCCAGUUAUCCCAGACACCAACUCUGCCACCGCCCAGCCAAACGCCACCUCCUCUUUACGAACAACCACUGGUUCCUACAGUGGACCAGCCGCCAGCAGUGAUAGCGACCCCUGACAGCGUUGCCCAGCCGCCACCGCCGCCGCCGUCACUGCCACCGCCGCCACCUCUGCCACCUUUACCCCUGCCUCCUCCUUCACCUCCACUGCCAACGCCAUCCCCACUGCCGCCCCAACUACCAUAUAAACUGCCAUCACCACCGUCGCAAUCUCCGUCACCACCACCUCAACCCCGGCCUCCUCGGCCAUCACCCCCGAAGCCACCAGUACCCCAACCUCCCCAUCCACGACCUCCCCGACCGCCCCCCUCACCCCCGCCAACCCCACCACCGCCACCCCUACCACCCGGCUCGGACACUCCAGUGACGGCGUUGCUGGCCUUUGCUGCGGCAUCCCAGGCACUGUCCUAUGACUACAAUGCCGGGGUGCUGGUCCUGGCGGCUGCUCAGCACUACGGCUGGGUGGGAACCAACGUGACGGUGACGUACAAGUUGCCACCGGAUGCCCCCAGGAAUGCAAGCCUGCUUUCCUACCCGUCAUUUACCCUGCCGUACCAAGAGCUUGCAGAAAUGGACAUCAACAUAUCAGUCAGCACCUUCCUUCCACCACCUCCCAGCCCGCCCACCGCUCCCGCAAACGUUCAACACCCGCCACCGCUCGUGACCCGCCCGACACCGCUUAUGCUAUCAACCGACACAAUGCCGGCUCAGCCCGGGCCACUGCCUUCUUCAACAGCUAGCACCGCCCCUCCCCCUCCCUCCACCGUCGACCGUCCUGCCUAUGUGGUGCCUGUGGCGAGCUCCCUUUCUGCCUUCUUCGGGCUCCUGCUGCUGUUGCUGACCCUAAUGCUUGUCAAGACGGCAGUUAUGCGGCGCCGGUAUGCGGCCGCUAAUGAGGCUAUGCUGGUACCAGCCGGCAAGGACGGGGCUGACGAAAUUAGCACUAGACGGCCCGUUAACCGCCUGUCACGCGAUGUGACGCAAUUUGCAGUGGCUAACGUGACGCAAUUGGCAGCCGCAGAUGUGGGGUUCAGGGGGAAUGCCACAGGUGCCAGCGAUUCCAGCCAGGGCAGCAGGGAUGCGACAUUGAAUGCCUCGGUCGCCAACACGACAGAAUCCUCUGGCAAGCUGGAGAGUAAUUCUAGCAGCCCGGAGGGAACUGGACCUGCUGGCAAACGUGACACUCGGGAAGCCAACCGCCUGAUGAGGCUGAACAACGUGCUGGCAGCAUCCAUGGGAGCUGCUGCUGAGCUGCGGAACCAGGGGGAGCAGGCAAAGGGACAUGUGGGGCAGUCUUCCCCGGGAAACACCUGCAGUGGCAAUGACACUCAAGGAUGUGCGGUGGGGCAUGAUGGGCAAACCAACCCAGGGGACACCCGCAGUAAUGGGAUGGAGGCCCGGGGAUGUGCGGUGGAAGGAGCAGAGAGCUGCCAGGCCCAGCACGUUGGCAUGAGCAAUUCGUACAUCCGUAGCAUGCAGGCCUACUACAACAGCCUUUGCAAGCAGGCCGAGUUAAACACUCGGACAGCGAAUGCCGUUGGGACUCGGGACGUGGAGGCAGCUGAAGCUCGGCUUCAGCCGGAUAGCCCCGCCUCUCAAUCUAGCAGGCUCCCAGCAGCUGAUAUACCGGGGACUAUGCGUGCGGCAAUAGAUGCAGCAAGGGCCGAGCUUCAGGAUUAUGCCCUCGAGCUUCAUUCCGUCAUCGCCAUAGGGGCCUCUGGUGUAGUCUACGGUGGCACGUGGCGGGAUUUGCCAGCAGCGAUUAAGACGCUGGUGGUGCCAGCUACCGUGAUCAGCCUCGUGGGACGUGCACGGCACCGGGCGGUGCUGGAGGCGGCCGUGUCCAUGAGCCUGGCACACCCCAACAUCGUGGCCACUUACACGUACGACAUCAAGGCGCUCGUGCAGAAGCCAGAGCCCAAUGAAAUGUCUGCUCCGGUCGGCAUAGCCGCGGCAGGGGACGCUGAGCAGGGCGCGGCGGAGGUGUACAAGCUGUACAUCGUGCAGGAGUACUGCAACGCGGGCACCCUGCGGGAGGCACUAGAAAAGGGCAUGACAGGCUGUGUUCGUGCCGGCGGGGCAUUCAAGGCUCUUGCGCUGCGUCUCGCUCUGGACGUGGCACAGGGCAUGCGGCACAUCCACUGCUGCCGCAUCGUGCAUGGAGACCUAAAGCCAGAAAACGUGCUGCUGGUGUACGGACCUCAAUCCAUGUCCGAGGAUGAGGGUGCCAACAGGGACGAGCCAUACAGUGAAGGGCUGAUGGCAAAGGUGGCGGAUUUUGGUCUGAGCCUGCCGUUGCCCGAGGGAGCCACACAUGCCUCGGGGCUUUUCCGGGGAACACCCGCGUACAUGGCGCCAGAGGUUUCAACUGGCGGCCAGUUGUCUCCUCGUGCGGACGUUUGGUCGUUCGGGCUGCUGCUGUUGGAGCUCUACUACGGCUGCUCCAUGAGCGCAGUCUUGGCGUCGGAGCUCCCAGCAGCCGGGCACGGUGGCGAGGGUGUUCCAACUAGAGAACCCCUUUUACAGCUACCUCAUCUUCUCAAGGACAUGCUCACCUCCGCUCACCGGCCGUACGGAGAGCUGGCAGCCGCAUGCCUGACUCUGGAUCCCCGGAGUCGCCCUUCCUUCAACGACAUUGUUGAGCAGCUGCGGCAAUUGCUGUGAGGCGGCAGCGAACACAUAACUCGUGGAGCUGUAGGGGCUCUGGAUUUGUAGACGGAGUGCUGAAUGAAGACGGGUGGGACGGCAGGUAGAAGUCACGGCAGAGCGGCAUGGUAUUGCAGCCUGUCUCGGGACGGCCGCCAGCCUCUUCGUGUUCGUAGUUCUGGUUUCCGGCUAUUGUACUUUAGCUUUAGAGCUGGAGAUGCUGUGGCCCUUGCCUAGCAGUUCCUUUUCCUGGUUACUGGUAUGCUUUUGGCUGGCUUUGCGAUGAUGGUUUCUUGCUGUGUGGUACUUUGGAUGGGGAGUUGCUAAACAAGUGGAUUGGGUUCCCUGUUUCACCACAAUUCCCGGUCGGUGGGGAAUAAUAUUUCAUGCUAAGACCCCUGCCAUUGUGUUUCGUCCUUUGCUUGGGCUUUGUCAGCUAUAGCACCUUUAGCAUGCUGCUGGGGUUGUCAACCCUGUCAAGGAUGAGCUCUGGUUGGUUUGUGCUGCUGCUGUUGCCAGUGUCUUUCCACCUUGGGGUGGCUCCAAUGGCAUACCCCUGGCAUACAGGUUUUCUUCUAGGGUCUAGUCCCCUUCUGCCUUGGGGUUCUGCCCUUUCCUUGCAGUGUAGGCUGGGUAUCGCCCGUUUUCGGCCUGCCCUUGAUUCCAGGCGCUCCGCUAGGCCGCGGCUUGCAAGCAAGGGAACAGCCAUAGGAAUACCCCCAGCCUUAUGGUCCAAUUGUUUUGCCUAUUUUGGAAACAGAUGUCUAGAGACAGAAUGAAGAUUUAUGACUCCGUAUUUUUGCUAUGUUUGCAUGACGAUACCUCGCCGUCAAGCGGUAAAUUUUUCGUUCCAUCCGCGGACAAGGCAGCAUUGCGGCCUAGUACCAUAAGGGCCGGGUGUAAUGUUAUAGUGUGUGCCGUGAACAGC
Molecule: messenger RNA, 6364 nt
Organism: Astrephomene gubernaculifera
Lineage: Eukaryota; Viridiplantae; Chlorophyta; Chlorophyceae; Chlamydomonadales; Astrephomenaceae
Source: the annotation of a GenBank genome assembly